AUGAUCAGAAGAGGACAACCAGCAACAAAACGGAUGAACUCAGUUGCAGUGGCGAUGAUGAGUGGACCCUUGGAAGAUCCGAAAAACCAGGUCACCAUGGAGGAAGAAUAUGUACAAGGACAAUUCAAGAAGUUGCAAGCACAACGUAUGAUCAUGCAGAAAAAAACAUUUACCAAUUGGCUGAAUAAUGUUUUCUACAAACAACAUGCAAACAUUAAGAUUCUAGAUCUCUUCACUGAACUGAAAGAUGGUAUUUAUCUCCUGCAUCUUUUGGAGCUACUGUCUUCUGAACAACUACCCAGGCCAAACAAAGGCAAGAUGAGAAUUCACUUUUUGGAGAACAAUAGCAAAGCCAUUCAGUUCCUCAAAUCUAAGAUACAUGUGAAGCUAAUUGGACCAGAAAACAUAGUAGAUGGAGACCAGACCCUGAUCCUUGGAUUAAUGUGGAUAAUUAUCCUCAGAUUUCAAAUUUCAUUUAUCAGUCUUGACAAGGGUGAAUUUGGAUCCAGAGUUGAUGCUCUUUCUUCCAAUGAAGCUCUACUAGUUUGGUGUCAACGUAAGACAGCCAGCUAUUCUAAUGUCAAUGUGAAAGACUUUUCCAAAAGCUGGAAUAAUGGGCUAGCCUUCAAUGCCCUCAUUCAUGCUCACAGGCCUGAUCUUAUACAAUACAGCUCUCUGCGGCAUGACCAGCCCAUAAUUAAUCUAAAUAAUGCCUUCACCGUGGCAGAGAAGCACCUGGGAAUCUUAAAGUUGUUGGAUGCUGAAGAUGUGGCGGUACCAUUUCCAGAUGAGAGAUCCAUUAUGACCUAUGUGUCAUUCUAUUACCAUUACUUUUCCAGGCAGAAGCAGGGUCAGACAGUCCAGAAAAGGCUUACUAAGAUCGUGUUCUGCCUGAAAGAGACAGAUGAAUUGAAAUUCCAAUAUGAACACAUGAUCUUUGAACUCUUGAAAUGGAUAAAGCUCAAAGUGACAGAACUGGAUGACCGUUCCUUCCCCAAUUCUCUCGAGAAAAUGCGCUUCCUCAUGAAUAACUUUAAGGUCUUCCGCACUACAGAGAAACCUCCCAAAUACCGUGAGAAGGGAAUAAUUGAAGCCAAUUUUUUCCACAUACGGACCAAACAGCAAGUCAACAAUCAGCGUGCUUAUCUGCCCCCUGAAGGAAGAACUUUAAGAGAUCUGGAAAAAGAAUGGAUUGCUUUGGAGAAAGCAGAGGGCAGUCGAGGAAAAGCAAUACUGCAGGAGCUGUUAAGACUUGAGAAAGUUGAGCAACAGGUCCAGAUAUUUCUGAAGAAAGCAGCCAUUCGUGAGGCCUAUUUGAGGAACAUGAAAGAGAUAAUCAAAAAGCAGGAUGAUUGGCAACCUGACAAUGUAGAACAGCUUCAGGCAGGCACUAGGAAACUAGAGGCGAUUGAAGCAGACAUGCUUCCCCAAGACCAGCGCUUCAAAACCUUGUCUACAAUGGCUGCUGAAAUCAUGCGGGAGAACUAUCAGGACAAGGCCUUGAUUGCCAAAAAGCAAAUGGACAUCAUUCAUCAAUGGCAAGAUCUCUGGGAUCAUUUCAAAAGACAAAAACACGCUAUGGGAAAGAUGCAGGAAGUGCUAGUCCUUUUGAGGGAUAUUGACACCAUUAUGGAAGAACUUAAAGGAGUGCAGAUAUUAGUAAGCUCUAGGGAUUGUGGCAAGGAGCUCUUAGAAGCAGUAGAAUUGUUACAGAAGCACAAAUUAGUUGCCUCCCAAAUCUAUUCUCUUGAGGAAAGCAUCAUGUACAUUUCUGGAAAAAAAGAAGAUAUAAUACAAAGGAAGCCAGUUAAAUCAGAUAUGCUUCAAGCCAAAUAUCAGAUGCUUCAUCAGCUACAUCAGAAUCUUCAGCAUUCCUGCCAAACAAGGCAGCAUCAGUUGGAAGGUGCUUUGAAGUUUUUUGAAUUUUUUCAUGAAUGCAAAGAAGAGGAGAAAUGGUUGUCUGACAAAUGGAAAUUAGUGAAGAUGGGGACUUUAGAGGAUGAUCUCACUCAUAUUUCAGCCGCUCUCCAAAGCCAUAAGUCCCUCCAAAUUGAGUGUGACUCCCAUCAAGCAAUUUGUUCUAAGAUAAUUUGCAAGGGCCAGGAGUUAAACCAGAACAAUCCUUCAAACCCAGAGAUUUGGAAGAAGUUGAAAAACAUCCAGCAGUUGUGGCAACAGCUCCAACAUGAGAUGACUAAUUGUAAGAUGCGCUUGAAUACAGCUGUUCUCAUUCAACAGUACUUUGCAGAUAUUAAUGAGGUUGACUCCUGGCUCCAGGAAAAACACACUCUCCUAGCCAGCAAAGAUUAUGGGAAAGAUGAAUCUAGUGCAGAAGCUUUGUUGUAUCGUCAUCUUCGUUUGGAAAAGGAGCUUGCUGCUUAUUUUACAGAAAUAAGCCACUUGGAGGAACAGGCCCAUUCUGUGGCGCAGCAAUUGAUGGCAUCUGUGCCAGCAGCAAAUUCAGAAAUCAAUAACCAGAGAGUAGCUAAAAUGCCAUCAAAUCAUUAUCUUUCACAGACUCUUGUCAAACCUACAUUCACUGGAAUGCUUGGCUCUGAUUCACACUUUAUUAUGGAAAAGAUAUGGAAAAUGCAGAAGAACAUUGUUUUGCUGCAUGAAAAACUGCAAACCAUGGCUGAGAGUUUCCUAAUAGAAUUGGCUGCUGGGGAAAAACAGCUGGCGGAGAUCAGUUCUUCAGCAGAUAUAUUUUCUAAGAGAUGUCCUGGAAAACAGAAGGAGAUCCAAACUCGUAAGCAACAGAUAAACAAGAGGUGGGAAUGUCUGGAAGCAUUAAAAGAAGAAAAAGGCUCAGAACUGAUUGGGGUUACUGAUGUCAAGACAUUCCUUCAGGAUUGCCAUGACACUCAAGAACUGUUACAAGACAAGAUGACCAGCCUUGAGGAUUUGGGGCAAGGGAGCAAGCCAGCUGUCUUGGAAGUGCAGGCACGCAAGCUUUCAGCCUGUGAAAGAGACAUCUCAGUUCUGGAGAGAAAAAUUGAAUACCAAAAAAGGAUAGCCAAUUUAAUCCAAGAUUCCAAUCCUGCAGAGAGUCAUGCCAUAAAAGAACAUGGAGAAUACAUGGAGAAUCUAUUAUUAAUGUUAAAGUUAAAAACAGGGGAGAAGAAGGUGGCUUUGCAGAUAUCAAGGGAUCAACAAACUUUUCUGCAAGAGAGCCACAGACUUCUCUUAUGGAUUGAUGGUAUGAAGGAGAAACUGACAAGUGAAGAGAUAUGCAUAGAUGUGAUCUCUGCAGAACAGCUCUUGAAAGAACAUCAGGAUUUGCUGAAAGAGAUACACAGCCAGAAUCACAGAUUUAAACAGCUGCAAGAAUUAGGUGAGAAGGUUGCAGAUAGUUCAUCCAAUAUUGGAGCUCUUGAGGUUGGUGAAUAUAUACACAGAAUUUCUCAAGGAAGAAAUGACCUGGAUAAGUUAUGGAUGGAGCAACAGAAGAAGCUACAGGAAAAUAUAGCAUUGCAGAAAUUCAUUAAAGAAGUUGAUUCAAUCCUUGCUACUAUCUCCAGCCAUGAGGCCUUUUUUCAGACUGAUAAUCUUGGGGAGUUCAUUCAUGACACUGCUGAACUCUUGGUAUGGAUGGAAGAAAAAUACAAGAUAGCCUCAGAUGAGUCCUAUCGUGACCCCACAAAUAUCUUACGGAAGCUGAAAAGGCAUGAGGCUGCAGAACAAGAAAUGAUGGCCAAUAAGAAGCAUUUUAUGGGGGUAAUGACGGCUGGAAAUCAGCUGAUACAAAAUGACCACUAUGCUGCAGAUUCCAUUCAGGACAAAAUGUCGGAAAUAAAGAAGAAAUGGGAGAAACUCUAUAGCAAGAUGAUAGAACAUGGAGAUAAAUUGAGGCAGGCUGGCCAGGAGGAACAACUGAUGGAGAUUCUUGAGGAUGCUGACGAGAAGAUAGAGAAGAUAGAAAGGAUGCUCCGAAAUGCAGAAUUGGGUCAUGAUUUGCGUUCCAGUCGCAAUUUACUCAAGGAGCAUAGACAGCUAGAAAAUGAAAUGCAUGGACUGGCUGAGAAAAUGAAUUCCAUUGUGUCUCAUGCCAAGAGUGUAGCUACACAUCACUUCAAUAGAGAGAAGAUUCUUGAUGAGACCCAGAGUUAUCUGGAAAGAUUUGAUUCCCUCCAAAAACCUCUUGUGGAGAGGGGGCAUCUGUUGGAGGCAAGUGUGGAACUGUUUCAGUUCUACCAUUACCAUGACAUGGAAAUGCAGUGGAUUGGUGAGCGAAUGUCCAUUGCCAAAUCCACAAUCCAAGGAAAAUCUUUAAAUGGGGCUCAAAGCUUGCUACAGAAGCAGAAGGAAUUACAAGUUGAAGUGAAAGCCCAUAAGCAGCAAAUAUCCAGGGUUCUAGAAAAGGGGAAUGCUAUGGCAGAAGAUACGUGCAUAUCUUCUCAGAGAAUCAAAGAAAAGUGCCAGGAACUGAGCAAAAACUGGACAGAGCUGGAAGAAGCAUGUGAUAAAAAAAUUAAGCAACUGCAGCAGUCAGUUGUUUACUAUCAGUUCUUAAUGGAUAUUUGGGACCUCGAGAAUUGGGUGGCAGAGAAGCUUCCUCUGGUCACCAACAAAGAUUGUGGUAAUGAUGAAGCCGCAACUCUUAACCAUAUAGCAAAAUAUAAGGCUCUAGAGCAUGAAAUUGGCAUUUAUCAGAACUUGGUUGUGGAACUAGAAGAAACUGCCAAAACUCUACCACUUUCAGACUCUAUCCAUUACGAUGAAGUUGAUAUGCCUCAAAGACAGGUCCACACAAAGCUUCAAGAACUACAAACAUUGGCCAAAGCAAGGGGUAAACGGUUGGAGGAGACACUUGAACUACAUGACUUUCUGAGAGAAUAUGAAGAUCUUGAGGGCUGGAUCAAUGAGAAGAAGCAGGUGGCCAGUUCUGAAGACUAUGGAGCUGAUUAUGACCAUGUCCUUCUUCUUUGUGUCAAAUAUGAAAAAUCUCUGCAUCAGAUGGAAAUUGCUGCCCAGAGAGUUGCUGCAUGUCAUCAGUUAGCACAGAAAAUGUUGGAUUAUGGCCAUGUUGAAUCCAGGGAGAUUCGGAAGAAGCAGAAACAGUUGAGCAAUGACUGGCAGGAGUUGCUGGAGAUGACAAACUACAAAGGCAAACAGUUGCAAGAUGCUGAAGUAAUUUACAAGUGCCUGCAGGACUUGAUGGAAGCUCUCAGCCACAUUGAGGACAAAUUGAAGACCAUCCCAGAUUCCAUUGCAAAAGAUCUAAAUGGGGUGCAGUCACAGCUACGUAAGCAAGCAACUCUUGAGCAUGAAUUAUUUGGGAAUGAGAAACAGCUGCAUGUUUUGAUUGAUACAGCAGAUGGCGUGCUCUACCUGUGCUCUGAGAGGCAAGCAGCGGAGAUCAAGGCAAAGCAACAGGCCUUAAUGGAGAAUUGGGAAAUUUUGCGGUGUAAAGUGGAACAAAACAGGGAGCAGCUAGAACACGCUUGCAGAUUAUACCGCUUCCAAACCUAUGUAUGGGACUAUUCUUCCUGGGCAUCUGGGAUGAUAAGAGAAAUGGCAGCUGAGGAGACCAUUCGAGAUGUAUCUACCAGUGGUCUGAAGAUUAAUCAGCUUCAGCAGCUAUUGUCAGAGAUUGAGUCUCGAGAUGAGAUUUAUGAGCAAGUGUCACAGCUGGGACAAGAGCUUGCGCUGGAUCAGAAAAUGGCAACAGGAGAAAUCCAAAGUGUAUUAGAAACUCUGAUAGAGGCAAAGCACAGAGUGUACCAGGUAUGGGCACAGAAGAAGGAAUGGCUUGAGAAGAUCCAUCUUUUGCAGAUAUUUUACCGAGACUGUGAAUACCUGGACAACAUCUCAAACUCUCAAGAGAUGUAUUUGAAAAGCUGUGAUUUUGGAAGCAGUGUGGAUGAAGUGAUACAGCAGAUCAAGAAACAAGAGGCUUUCGAGAAGAUUCUAGCCUCUCAGGAAGAAAAGGAACUCUCCCUUCAGGAGCAAAUGGGAAAAUUGCAACCAGGUAGUGAGUUGGAAGUCACGCAGAUUCAACAGAGGCUCAGUGUGGUGUUAAAGAAAAGAAGAGGCAUCAGAGAUCUUUCUCAAAGUAGGCAAGAAAAAUUGCAGGUAGAACUCCUGCUAGCUGUAUUCUACCAGAGUGUAACUGAGGCCGAGGAUUGGAUUGAUGAACGUAUGCAGAUGAUGAAGGUUCCUUCUUUUCAAAACUUCAACAAGUCAUGUGACAAAAUGAAGCUUCUUCAGAAACAUCAAGUCUUUGAGGCUGAGAUUCUGGCUCAUAAAGAUAUGAUUGCAACUGUUAAAAUGAGAGGAGAAGCUCUACAACAUCAUAAUAUUCCUCAAUCGGAAGAGAUCUGCCAAAAGAUGUACUUGCUCCAAGAACAGUGGGAAAUGUUGAAUCAGGCUGUUGCUGCUCAUGGAAAAAUGCUUGAGGAGAGCAGGGAUUUUCUUGAAUUUCUACAAAAAGUCAAUCACGCAGAGGCUUGGAUCAGGGACAAGGUAGUUAUGGUUAAUAUUGGUGAUGUGGGGAAUGACUACGAACACUGCCUUCAGCUUUUGAAAAAAUUAAAAGAAUUCCGAGGAAUGUCAGAGGGGGUAACAGUGGAUGAUGCACACAUCAAAGACAUCAAUGCUCUCGCUCUGCGAUUGAAGAGGCAGAAUGAUGAAGAGAUGAAAAUAAUAUGCCAACGCCAAGAACAGCUGAAUGAAAAGUGGAACAGUUUCCAUGGUGAUCUUAAAACAUAUAAGAGGAAGUUGGAAGAAGCUCUGCAGAUCCAUGCCUUGAUUAGAGAAAUUAAUGACAUCACAGAGAGAAUUGGUGAAAAGAGUUCACUGAUACAAGCAUUGGAUUAUGGAAAAGAUAUUGAAAGUGUAGAAAAUCUACUUCGGAAGCAUGAUGAAAUGGAGAGAGAAAUUGGCAUCAUUCAAUCCAAGAUGGAGUCACUGGAACCAGAACUAUGUCAAAUUAAAAGGAAUCCAUCUACUAUAAGUAGCAAACUGACUAUAAAACAGAAGGAAAUGAGAAAUCACUGGUUACAAUUGCAGAAUCAGACCAAACAAAGGUGUGAGAAGCUAUUAGCUUCUUACCAGUUACAGAAGUUUAACUCUGAACUGAAGGAAUUACUAGAUUGGAUUCACGAAAUCAAAAGUCAAAUUGAAAUUGGGGAUCUUCCUAAAAGUCUAGCUGAAGCAGAAAUCCUGAUAGAGGAGCAUCAAGAAAUAAAGGCAAAGAUUGAAGCUCGAGGAGAAAGAUUUGGUGCUCUUAGCAACUACGGUCAGAAACUUGGCAAUUCUGGCCAUUAUGCGGCUUCUGAGAUCCAUCAUUCCCUCAUCAAGUUACAACAAGCAUUAAAUGAAAUGAUCCAGGCCUAUGAAGAACAAAGUCUAAAAUUACAUCAAGCCAGAGACUUACAGAUUUUUGUUGGUUAUGUGGAAGAGAGUGAAAGUUGGCUAAGUAGCAAAGAGGCCUUCCUAACAAACAAAGACUUGGGGGAUUCGAUAUCCAGUGUGGAAAGUCUUCAGCAAAAGCACAUGCAAUUUGAAAAAGACUUGAACACCCAUCUGAUGAAGAUUGAUAAUAUAGCUAUCUUUGCCCAAAAGCUGAAGGACAGUCAGCAUUAUGAUUCAGAGAAUAUAAUGACUAAAUGCCAGGCUGUGUUGAGAAGAAAGGAAAAGCUUCUGGAAAUUGCUUUAAUGCGGAGACGUCUGCUGGAGGAGUCCUGGCUAUUACAAAAAUUUCUGCACAAUUCUUUUGAGAUAGCUGCCUGGAUGAGUGAAAAAAACAGUAUUGCCCUUGAUGAAAGCUGGAGAGAUCCCAGCAAUCUUCAAGCUAAACUACAAAAGCAUCAGACUUUCCAGGCAGAGAUUGUGGCUAACAAAAAUCACCUCAACAGAAUCAAAACAGAAGGAGAGAAAAUGCUCCAUGAAAGGCAUUAUGCUUCUGGUGUCCUCCAGUCUAGACUCCAGGAAAUAGAUGAGCUUUGGGAUGAGUUGCUGGAAAACUGUGAGGAAAAGAAAAGAAAAAUUCUGGAUGCUUACAAGGCUCUGCAAUUUCUACAUAUUGUAGACGAGGCUGAUAAAUGGCUGGAAGACCUAGAGAGCGAUAUGAAAAUACCAGAAAGCAGUGAUAAUCUACUGAUUCUGAAUGAUCUCCUAAAGAAACAGGAAGAACUGGAAACCAGCUUUGCUGCCCACAGGGACCAUUUCCAAAGUCUGAUCAACAACGUGCAAGAACUGCAGGAGGAGAAACAUUUUCUGGCAGAUGAGAUAGAGAUAAGAGUGGACCAGGUGGUACACAGAUACAAAAGUUUUAGGGAGCCACUCCAGGAAAGGCAGCAGCAUUUGGAAGCCAACAGAUUGCUGUACCAGUUCCUCCAGGAUGUCAAUGAAGAGUUUACCUGGAUUCACGAGAAACUCCCUUUGGCAUCUUCCAGAGACUAUGGUCAGUCACUAGCAACUGUUCAAAGCUUACAGGAAAAGCACCAGAAUUUAGAGAAUGAGAUUAACAGCCAUGAUGCCUUGAUUCAAGCAGUUAUCAGUUCUGGGCAGAAGCUGAUGAAGGAAAAACAGGUUGCUUCCCAAGCAGUCUUGGGACAAAUAAAGGAACUGAUAAUUUCCUUUGAAAAUCUGAAGAAUGAAGCUCAGGAAAGAAGAUGGAGGCUUGUAGAAUCUCAUAAAGCCCAGCAUUUUUUCAGUGAGCUUUUGGAAGUAGAAUCCUGGAUGGCAGAAAAAGGACUUCUGCUAGAAAUUCCAGAUUAUGGGAGAAAUGAAGUAUCAACUCAAGCACUGUUACGUAAAAUGGAAGCUACAAAGCUUGAUCUGGAGGGAUUUAAAUCCCGAAUUGAGAAGCUGAAGGAAACAGGAGACUAUUUCUUGAACAGUAAUAACACAGAAAGUUCAAUUAUCCUGCCCAAACUUCAGUCUGUUUUAGACCAAUACCUGUCUCUCCAGGAUAGGGCAGAGAGACAAAUAAAAGCUUUGCAGGAACAAUCACAACUGCAUCAAUUUGAGAGGGAAACUCAACUGGUGGAUGCUUGGCUAUUGAGCAAACAGAAUAUGGCUGAAUCAGAUAACUAUGGUCAGGAUUUGGAGAAUGUGGAGGUUCUGGAGAAAAAAUUUGAAGAUUUUAUGAAAGAGGUAGAAACUCUAGGCCAUACAAAAGUUCUACUGAUAAACAAUCUAGCAUCUCAUCUUAGAACUGUGUGUCACAAUCAAAUAAGCCACAUCCAGAAAAAAAACCAGGAUAUCCAUGACAGAUGGGAAAGGUUGCAGCAAGCUAUCCAAACAAGAGUAGAGAAUCUCAAAGCAGCUCAUCAAGUUCAUCAAUAUGAUCGUGAUGUGGAUGACCUAAAAGGCUGGAUGCAGGAGAAAGAGGCUGUUGUGACCAGAGAUGAUUAUGGUUAUGACCUACUUGGAGUUCAGACCCUCCUUAGUCAACAUGAAGGAGUAGAGAGGGAACUAGCAGCCAUUGCAAAAGAGUUGGAAAGAGUUAGAGGAGACGCCUGGCGCCUAGGCUGCCUCUACCCUCUGCCCAGAGAGAACAUGAUGAACAGACUUUCUGAGGUUGAAGACUGCUGGGAGAAACUAGACAAGAAGUGUGUGGAAAGAAAGCUGAAAUUGCAUCAGGCUGAAAAAGUCCAAGUCUACUUCAAUGACUGCAGAGAGUUGACAGCCUGGGCAAGAAAGAUGCAUUCCCUGAUUGUUUCAGAAGAGGUAGCAAAUGAUCUUCUGGGAACUGAAUUGCUUAUUAAGCGCCACAAGGAAUACAAGCUUGACAUAGACAAACAGUGGUUGAAAUAUGAAGAUUUGGGGCAAACUGGAAAUAACCUGGUGAAGGAAGGACAUUUUAUGUGCAUGGAAAUUGAAGAGAAACUCUCUGAAUUAUUGGAGCUAAUGCAAAAAGUGAGAGAAAUCUGGGAUCUGAAGAAGGAUUUGUAUGAGGAAAACUGGGAGAUUCAGCUGUUAAAAAGGGAGCUGGACUUUGCUGAAACCUGGUUGACAGCUAAGGAGAGUUUUCUUUCAGAUUCAAAUUAUGGGAAUUCUGUCUCUGAUGUUAAACAUCUGUUGAAGAAGCAUCAAGACUUUGAAAAAAUGCUAGAAGCCCAAGAAGAGAAAUUUGCACAGUUGAAGAGAAAGACAAAGAGAGAAUUGAAGCUACUGAAACAAAUGACUAUAGAAGAAAAUGAGCAAAUGACCACAUUGAUCAAAGUCCCCUCACUAAGAAGGCGACAUUCAGAUAGAAGAAGCAUAAUGCUUGAGCCAAAGAAAACUCAGCAAUUACCACUUAUAUCCUCAAUUCCCAACUUAAGAGAUCCCUUCAAUGUCUCUCCUACCCAAAACUCUAAAGAGAGUUUGCACCAAAUCAGUUCUGAAGAAGACUUGAUGUUGAUCAAUGAUUCUCCUGAACCAAGAGUGCUUGGCUUAGAAAAUUCCAUGCCAGAAACUGAGAAUUCUUUAUGUCCUUCAUUGACCUCAGACUUGAAUAUCCAGCAAUCUGAUGUUGGAUUUUUGGAGUCACACAGUAGUGAUUUUAAUCCAUCAGAUGUGAUAAACAGUUGUGAAAUUUCUACCUCUGAGUUAGAAACUAGUGAAAUGAAAACUCAAUAUGGUGAAGGAUCCCCUGAUGAUUGCCAAAGUUUUCUGCACUCAGAUUUAUCACCAGAAGGAUCAGAAACUGCUUCCCAAAUUUCUGCCAAUCGAUACAUUAUGGCAGGUUUUCUAGAAAAAAGAGACCAGGUCCUUUCAAGAAGGAAAGAGUCAAAGACAAGGGCUUGGAACACUUUCUAUGUUCAACUUCGAAGACAUAAACUUGACUUCUAUAAUGAUGAGAAGGAAGUAAUUCAGAAAAUACCUCCAGGCUUAUCACUGAGCAUAGCUGGAGCCAGGUGUGAGAGGCUAAUGAACUAUUCCAGGAAAAAAAAUGCUUUCAGCUUGAGAACAAGUGAUGGGGCAGAGUACUACCUUGCAGCAUCGUGUCAGAAGUUAAUGGAGGAUUGGAUGCAUGCAUUAUGGAGUAACUUAGAUCAUAAUAGCAAUCAGAAGGACGUUUCAAUCAAUGAAAAUGUGGUGAAACCUCAGAUAAAACCUUGGAUUUCUACAGCUAGAACUUCUACUCAUAAACAGACUAGCAAAGGUUUCCUUCUGAGGAAAACUCCUUCCUUCAAAGCUAAUCGAGAAAAAAGGCUUGCUGGAAGUUCUGUUAUAUCAGAAACAUUGACGCAAAAUUAUGAAACCCUCGCUCCAAAUUCUGAAGAUCCUGGCAGCAGAAUUGAGCCUAUGGUGAACACAACAAAGUGUGUAGACAACCUUGAUGCUACAGAGAGAUCUACAACAGAGAAAGGUCCCAAGAAACAGAAGGGGAUCUUUAAAUAUCUUUUCAGGAAGAAAUAG
Molecule: messenger RNA, 11355 nt
Organism: Notechis scutatus (mainland tiger snake)
Lineage: Eukaryota; Metazoa; Chordata; Lepidosauria; Squamata; Elapidae
Source: RefSeq, a predicted model, not a curated record